AUGUUGAAAAUAUUUUCUCUGCACAUUUCAGCUUAUAAUUUAUAUUGAUAAACUUAUUUUAUUUCUGGCAGCCUGGUCACAGAGGGUCAGUCCUCGUUGCGUGUGAGCUACCAUUACAGUGCACAAAUUGAUUUUUUAUUACUUUCAAUAUCUGUUUCAAGUCAAACGCUUCAACGUUUUACACCUAAGUUAUUUUAACAAUUUCAAUUAAAUAGAUAGGUGCGUGGUGAUUUUUUCCUUUUGCUUCCUUUGAAAACUGAAUAAAUUCACAAAAAACAUGAAUUAAAAGAAUUCAUCCAAGAUCUCUGAAGAUGCCUGUUGAUAUUCUCGCCUACGGCUAUGCCGCCACGGUGGCUGCAGGCGGUAUCAUGGGGUACGCCAAGGCAGGCUCGAUUAUGUCCCUGGGCGCCGGUCUGCUGUUCGGCGGCGCCCUCGGGUACGGCGCCCACCAGGUGUCCCAGGACCCGCAGCAGUACCAGGUACAGCUCGGUACCAGCGCAGUGCUCAGCGGACUCAUGGGCUACCGCUUCGUCAGCGGCGGCAAGUUCAUGCCGGCAGGACUCAUCGCCAGCAUCAGUCUCGUGUUCCUGGCUCGCUACGGGGUCCGUGCCAUGCAGAGCACUAAACAACAGUGAACGGAUGACUGAGAAGCGACUGAGCCGGUGUCCUGAGGUAUGACCGGGUCAGUGAUCUGAGGGAGAAGGGUGUGAUCGGACCGGUGUCUUGCGGUAUGACCGUUCAUUGACCUGGGGUGUGACCCGUCCACCAAACAAGAGUCAUUUGGGUUAUGUGGUUGACCAAGAACGAGCGAUCAUACCUAGAGUAAGAUGUUGGUCGCGGCUUAUGCCAGCUAUCGUUUUGUGUGGGGGAUUUUCAACUGUAGUAUUAGUAUGGGCUGGAGUUUGGAUUCGAUAAAGAGAUGGACCAGUUGAGUGAUUUUGUUUCAUUGCGGAUUUCUCAUGGUUUCUGAGUAAGGCAUGCUUCGAACGCUAUGAUAUUGUCUUUCUGUGGUGGGUGGUGUGUUCCCUGAGGGCUGUCCCGAGCGCGAUUUGUGAGACUUUGAUACAGGAAACGCACGUCUAGUUGCUGACAUUGUCGAAGAACGAUGUACUUUGAUAAAUGCAAUAUAUGUAGUAACAUUACCA
Amphibalanus amphitrite is the source of this 1145-nucleotide messenger RNA. Its product is annotated as transmembrane protein 14C-like. Gene Ontology annotation, biological process: regulation of heme biosynthetic process. NCBI's taxonomy places the organism in Eukaryota, Metazoa, Arthropoda, Thecostraca, Balanomorpha, Balanidae. The transcript is spliced from 4 exons. Gene Ontology annotation, cellular component: mitochondrial membrane. The record is from RefSeq and is a predicted model, not a curated record. Bases 312 to 635 code for a protein of 107 amino acids.